Molecule: messenger RNA, 3288 nt
Organism: Micropterus dolomieu (smallmouth bass)
Lineage: Eukaryota; Metazoa; Chordata; Actinopteri; Centrarchiformes; Centrarchidae
Gene: stk40
Product: serine/threonine kinase 40
Exons: 11
Coding region: 231-1541 (436 amino acids)
Biological process (GO): protein phosphorylation
Molecular function (GO): ATP binding; protein kinase activity
Source: RefSeq, a predicted model, not a curated record
GUCAGGUGGCGCUGUCGCUGUGGAAAGAUGCGAUCAGCGAAGAGCGGAGGCUUUUCCUUAAUUGCUCAUUUCGGUAACAGAGCCUCAACAACGCGAAACCAACCCUCUGUGGUCGCUCCUGUUUAAGAGACAAGCUCCGCAUACCCACCACAGCGUGUACCCAAGAAAUGUCCAUGUUAUAAGCAGACAACGCAGACAUUACCCGGCGGUUUUGGCUCGAGAUCCCCAGUAUGUCCAAGCGGCGCUCGUCUGACAGGGGGGCUGGAGAGGCAUCAGGCAGGGCCAGCAAGCUACAAUGUCCUGGGAUAUCUGGCAAUAACGCCAAGAGAGCUGGGCCCUUCAUACUUGGGCCUCGCCUGGGCAACUCACCAGUGCCCAGCAUAGUGCAAUGUCUGGCCAGAAAGGACGGCACUGACGACUUCUAUCAGCUCAAAAUCCUGACGCUGGAGGAGCGGGUGGACUCUGCAGGGGAGACUCAGGAAGAGAGACAGGGGAAGAUGCUGCUGCACACGGAGUACUCCCUGCUUUCUCUCCUGCACAACCAGGAUGGGGUGGUCCACCACCACGGCCUAUUCCAGGAUCGCGCCUAUGAAAUAGUGGAGGAUAUGGAGGCCAACAAGGUGCGCAAGAUGAAGAAGCGGAUCUGCCUCGUGCUGGACUGCUUGUGUGCUCAUGACUUCAGCGACAAGACAGCAGAUCUAAUAAACCUCCAGCAUUAUGUCAUAAAGGAGAAGCGACUGAGCGAGCGUGAGGCCAUCGUAAUCUUCUACGAUGUGGUGCGUGUAGUGGAGGCCCUACAUAAGAAAAACAUUGUGCACAGAGACCUCAAGCUGGGAAACAUGGUGCUGAACAAACGGACUCACCGAAUCACCAUCACCAACUUCUGCCUGGGAAAGCACCUGGUGAGUGAGGACGACCUGCUGAAAGACCAGAGAGGAAGUCCGGCCUACAUCAGUCCUGAUGUAUUAAGUGGUCGGCCGUACCGUGGUAAACCCAGUGACAUGUGGGCUCUUGGUGUGGUCCUGUUCACCAUGCUGUAUGGCCAGUUCCCCUUCUAUGACAGCAUACCUCAAGAGCUCUUCCGUAAGAUCAAGGCUGCAGAAUACUCCAUCCCAGAGGAUGGCCGUGUGUCUGAGAACACAGUGUGCCUGAUCCGAAAGCUGCUGGUGCUGGACCCUCAGCAGAGGCUUACGGCAGGAGAGGUGCUGGAGUCUCUCAGUGCAAUCAUUGCUUCAUGGCAGUCUGUAUCAUCGUUGAGUGGCCCUCUGCAGGUGGUGCCAGAUAUUGAUGAUCAGGUCCAUCACCCAGAACAUCUGCAAGAGGCCAAGGUGAUAGAAGAGUCAUCACAGUACGAGUUUGAGAACUACAUGCGCCAGCAGCUGCUGUUGGCUGAAGAGAAGAACACUAUCCAUGAGGCCAAGAGCUUUCUCACCAAGCGCCAGUUUGGUAGCAUCCCACCUGUAAGGCGUCUGGGCCACGACGCCCAGCCUGUCAGCCCCCUAGAUGCUGCCAUCCUGGCACAACGUUUCCUCCGGAAGUAGUCCCCAACCAGCCAUCUCUGCCUCUCUGACCUCCCCAGGGAGUACAGAGACCUGGGGAAUCCAGAGAGGACUGAGAAGAAUUAGUCCCCAAACUGAACUCGCAAACAGGAGGCCCAGUCAGAACCAGGGUACAGAUGGCCCCAUUUGCAGGUGGGCUUUGGGCAAGCUAGGUGGAGCAGGCAUGAGGAGGGCACCAGAACAAAAGACCAAAUUAGACUUCAGUCCUCAUGUCUGGAUCCUCCAGUGAAACGCAGAAAGCCCUGGAGGAAGAUCUGAACCAAAGGUUCCUUGCCCUCAGGUCACCCACAGUCAGAUCUCACUGUGCAACCAACCUGAGGCACAGUCACAAGGGUGUGGCUAACACAAGGCUCUGCCUGGAGUGUUGAAGAGACAAUUAACCCCAUAUUCCUCCUCCUUUGAAAUCUCCUUACUGUAACACUUUCCCCAUCAACUCUGGAUCCCCUGAGCAAUACAGGACCAGAAUCAUGUAGCAACCCCUUCUUUUCCUAGUGGUUAAUGGUGUUGCCUCAAGUCAGAUCACCUGAUCAAAGAUGUCACUUCUCGAUGCCCCCAUUCCACCCUCCUCCUCCUCUGUACUGUUUUUCCUGAAUCAAAAAUGAUCCAGACUAGUCCUGUCUAUAACGCUGACUUCAAAUCAAUCUACCUCUCUGUCUCUCUUCUCUGUUGGUAAACCAUGCUCACUGUUCUGAGACAAGGGAUUGUAACAAUGGAGUCUUGAUGCCACCAGUGACAUAAAGCAUUAAUGUUUUCUGUCAGUGAUAAUGCUUUGAAACCUUUUCAGUGGUUUCAAAAAAAUCUGAAUAAGCUUUUUCUCAUUUACCUAAAUAAGUAGCAUUUUAUCCCUACCUUUGAAUUGAAGAUACUGAAUAUCAAAGUAUGUCUACAUGCAUCCUUUGAUAUUUGCAGAAUUCAUUGUCUCUAUCUUUUACUCAUCCCUGUGGAUAUAUAUAUAUAUAUUAUUAUUUUUUUUUUUUUGCAUCUAGGCAGCUAGUGCGAGGUACCUGGAAGUCACAAUGCCAAGACCUGAAUGGGGGAAAAACUGUUGGAUCCUCCCUGCCAAGGCAUAUUAAUGGUAAUGCUUCCUCAGUGCCAUGAUGGUGAAGAUCAGGCACUGUCAUGUUUCUAUUGCCAAAAAUCAUGUCUUAAAAUUACUCUUAGCCAAGGAAACUGGUACCCACAGCCUCAUUCAGAAUCAAAGGGCUUCCAGGUAUUCCAACUUUCCUGUUUCUUUUUAGAUCAGAUGACUGAUCAGAUCACAGGACAAGUGUUUUUCAGUGUGAAUGUGAACUGUCAUUCUACGCUUUGAUACUUCUGCAGUGUCCAUGAGAGAGUGUGUGUGUGUGUGUGUGUGUUUCAGGCCAGGCAAAAUAAGAGCCUGCAGAACUGUCGAGCUGUUAACCUCUGACAGUUGCAGGCCCUUUAAGCUAUCCUCCAAUCAUUGUUCUGUUAUCUGGCCUGCCUCAGUGGCAGACACUGUGAAAACCAGAGCAGGCUUUGCUAAGACGGGACUUGACUGAAUGGUUUUGUGAUUGCCAUGAAUGCUUUCUUAAGAUUGGAAAAUAUCACACACCUAUUGCCAUUCUCAAGCCCUCUCUCUAGCUAAACUUAUACACGCUUGUAGUAUUUCACCAUGGAGGCUCUCUAUAUAGAGGGGAUAGCUGGGGUCUAGUAAUUGAUACUGUAAUAUUUCAUAGAUAAAUGGAAAAUACAGACUCAUAGGUUUCAA